AUGCCACCCUUGUCUGUUCCCAACUCGCUUCAGGGUAGCCUCGAUGCUACCAAAGUCGACUAUGUGCAACUCGGCUCCUCGGGCCUUCGAGUCUCCGUUCCAAUAUUUGGAACGAUGGGUAUUGGAAGUAAAGAGUGGAUGCCAUGGAUCAUGGAAGAGGAUGAAGGAUUGGAACUAUUGAAAGCCGCUUAUGAUAGAGGUGAAGUGACUUUGAGUGUAUGCUUGGUAUAUCAAGCUAAUUACAAAUUAGGCCUUACUACGUGGGAUACUGCAAAUGUUUACUCCAGCGGUGUCAACGAGGAGAUUAUUGGAAAGGCUAUCAAGAAAUUUGAUAUUCCUAGACAUGAGAUUACUAUUCUGGCGAAGUGUAUGGGGACAGUGCCUAAGACGCCAGAUAUUUUUUAUUGGAUGUUUGAGCCCCAAUUGCACAAGAGUAAAGACUAUGUCACCCAAGGCGGUAGGUACAGAAAUCCGCUUUUCAUAAGUGUUAUUAGCUGAUCAUGUUUAAUUCAGGGCUGUCACGAGGAGCACUUUUCAGAGCCGUCGACGCCUCACUCAAGCGUCUGGGAACAGAUUACAUCGACCUCCUCCAAAUCCACAGGUACGAUGACACCGUUUCCCCCGAAGAAACCAUGAAGGCUCUCCACGACCUUGUCCAAUCCGGGAAAAUCAACUACAUCGGCGCGAGUUCCAUGUGGACCUACCAAUUCGCACGCAUGCAAUUCAUCGCCGAGAAGAACGGCUGGACAAAGUUCAUUAGUAUGCAGAAUCGGUACAACCUCUGCUACCGUGAGGAAGAGAGGGAGAUGAAUAGGUUCUGUAAGGAGACUGGUGUGGGGUUGAUUCCUUGGUCGCCGUUGAAUUCGGGCUCGUUGUCGAAGCCCCGUGGUGUUGAGACGGGACGGUCGCAAGCGGUUGCUGCGAUGGCAGGUGGUGCCACGGAUGCUGAUGAUGCUAUUCGUGACCGAGUUCAGAAGGUCGCGGAAAAAAAGGGAUGGAAAAUGAGCCAGGUGGCACUAACCUGGCUGAGAGGAAAGGGCUGUAUCCCAAUUGUUGGUUUGAAUAAUUCCAGCAUCGAAAGGCUUGAUGAGGCGUGUUCUUUGCGGGGCUUGGAAUUGAGUGAGGAGGUAAAAUACUUGGAGGAACCUUACGUUGCGAAAGCUAUAAUCGGACACAGCUAGAGCUUCCUAGGGAUCUCCAGUCAAUUUGAUAUAUCAAAAGGAUUCGCAUAGAAACAAUAUAUGAG
Messenger RNA from Hymenoscyphus albidus, 1246 nucleotides. The record is from the annotation of a GenBank genome assembly. Lineage: Eukaryota; Fungi; Ascomycota; Leotiomycetes; Helotiales; Helotiaceae.